GGAGGAGGUCGCCUGAAAGAUGGAAUGACUCUUCCCUGUUGAACGCACGCUGUCUUCUUGCUGGAGCUUGCCUGUGGAAACACUUUAUCCUUUGGGUUGAAGCCACUUUGUGGCAAGUCGAACUCUGUAUCUCUGAAUCCAAAGGCCACCUGACGAGGGAGAGGCAACAGGAUCACGUUAGCCUGACACCACAGCCAAGAUGGUGCUGUCACAGAGGCAACGAGAUGAAUUAAAUCGAGCAAUAGCAGAUUAUCUUCGUUCUAAUGGCUAUGAAGAAGCAUACUCUGUUUUUAAAAAGGAAGCAGAGCUUGAUGUGAAUGAAGAGUUAGAUAAGAAGUAUGCUGGGCUCUUGGAAAAAAAGUGGACAUCAGUUAUAAGAUUACAAAAGAAGGUUAUGGAGUUAGAAUCCAAGCUAAAUGAAGCUAAGGAGGAAUUCACAUCAGGGGGGCCACUUGGCCAGAAACGCGACCCUAAAGAAUGGAUCCCUCGUCCUCCAGAAAAGUAUGCCUUGAGUGGACAUAGAAGUCCGGUCACGAGAGUAAUUUUCCAUCCAGUUUUCAGUGUUAUGGUUUCUGCUUCUGAGGAUGCUACAAUAAAGGUGUGGGAUUAUGAGACGGGUGAUUUUGAACGAACCCUGAAGGGCCACACAGACUCCGUGCAGGAUAUUUCUUUCGACCACAGUGGCAAGCUACUGGCCUCCUGCUCUGCAGACAUGACCAUUAAGCUGUGGGAUUUCCAGGGAUUCGAGUGUAUCAGAACAAUGCAUGGUCACGAUCAUAACGUUUCAUCUGUAGCCAUCAUGCCCAAUGGGGACCAUAUAGUGUCUGCCUCGAGGGAUAAAACCAUCAAAAUGUGGGAAGUUCAAACAGGUUACUGUGUGAAGACUUUCACGGGACAUAGAGAGUGGGUCCGAAUGGUGCGACCUAACCAGGAUGGCACCCUGAUUGCCAGCUGUUCCAAUGACCAGACCGUGCGUGUUUGGGUGGUAGCGACAAAGGAGUGCAAAGCGGAACUCAGAGAACACGAGCAUGUGGUAGAAUGCAUCUCUUGGGCUCCUGAGAGCUCCUAUUCCACCAUAUCGGAGGCGACAGGAUCUGAGACUAAGAAGAGUGGCAAGCCGGGGCCUUUCCUGCUCUCUGGAUCUCGAGACAAGACCAUCAAGAUGUGGGACAUUAGCACUGGCAUGUGCCUUAUGACCCUGGUGGGCCACGACAACUGGGUUCGUGGUGUCCUGUUCCAUUCUGGGGGGAAAUUCAUUUUGAGCUGCGCUGAUGAUAAGACCUUGCGUGUCUGGGACUACAAGAACAAACGGUGCAUGAAAACUCUCAACGCGCACGAACACUUUGUGACCUCGUUGGAUUUCCACAAGACAGCGCCCUAUGUGGUCACUGGCAGCGUAGAUCAAACAGUGAAAGUGUGGGAGUGCCGUUGAUUUGAAUUCACACCUCCCCCUCUCCCCCCCUUCUGGAUGCACUCGGAUGCCAUGGUUACCCAUCGAGCCCUGUUUAAAAUAAAUAUUGUCCUUUCAUGUAAAUUAUUCUGGAUGUAGAUUGAGCUUAUUAAAUGUUACACACAAAAGUAUUCAUGCAUGGUGAAUCCAAAUUGUAUACUGUAAAUUUACAUACGUUGUCUAGAAGUACCAUAGGUUUUAAGAAUACGGGCUGGCAUUGGUCACAUCAGACCUGAGAAGGCAGAAACUGGUUGGUUGAAUUAAGGGCACUUGAAAGAGGGGAGAGCCAAAUCUUCUCGACUCCUGUUUUUCUCUUUUUCGGGUGAUGCCUAUCAAUGGUGGUUCUCAUAUGAGGUGGGGGGGGGGGGGCCUCUUGCAGAAACACCUCUCUCUCCCUUUCUGUGGCAUCACUUAAGCGUGUUUAAGAAAUCGAAUAAACAAGGCUGCAAUUUAGGAUCUUAUGCAAUUAACGGAAACUAAUUAAAAACUGGGGUUUUUUUCUUUGAUAUUUGCCAAAUCAAUAGGAUAAAAAAAAUGUUUGGCUUCCUAUCACGUUUCAAACAAAUGGUUAGUCUGCAAAUUGCAAAAUAGGAAGAGACCUUGAUAUGACGUGAUUGUUUUUAAAACCUGGUCAUUGGAGUUCUCUUGUGUUUUAACACUUGGCACUCAACACUUUCCAUGCAAAAGAUGUUUUAGAGGCCUUCAGUUUUUGUUUGAGUUCACCUCUUAACCUGAGCAGUUAGAUUUCAUCUCCUGGUUGAUGGUGCAGCUGUUGGCCUUGGCUGAGGCUCCUUGGUGAGGGUUGUGUCAUGCCGGUGGUGUCAAAAGCUGUGUCCCCCGUCCUCAAGUAGUCUGUGCAAGUGCCGUGAACUGGGCAACAUUGUGAUGAUUCCCCUUCUGCCUCCCAGGAACCUUAACAGAGCACACGGGUUCCACAUCCUUCUCCAGAAAGCUCUACACAAAAGAGUAAGAGGAACACAGUUGGUGCACGCAGCAGCAUUCACGGCUCAUAAUUUAACAAACAAACUUCAGCACAUCCAUUCCAGUGUAAAAAUAUUUCUUCUAGGAAGAGCCCUCUUUAAAAAAACCCCAAAACCUCUAUUACAAAAGACCAGAAAAUGCCGAAGUGUAUUGAUGGGCAUUUUGGGUCAAAUUUCACUGCAUGUGAUGAAGGCUUCCUGGUCCUUAACAAACCAGGUCUCUUAAAAUCCCUUUGAGGUAGGCAGUGAGCUGCCAGCCUGACAAAAUGUGGAGAUUUUUUUAAAAAAAUUGCUGUUUAUUAAAGGGACUUUUUAAAAUGACUCCUUUUUAAAAGAAGUGUGCAAUAGAAAGGGAACACUUAAAUUUGGCAAGGUUUAAAUGCAUGUCGGCAGUUCACCCGCAAGGUUUUGGAUUUGGCGUCUUGUAUGAAGGGGGUAUGUGUAUGUAGAAUAGCAGACAGCCCAUCUUUUUGGUCAGCAACUGUUCCCCAAGUGGCUCUUACACAUUUGAGGUCUUAACUCUUGUUUUUAAACUGUUUGACUGGAAAUGGAUGGUUGACUUUUUCCUCCUCAAGAAUGUCUGAAUCUAUGACAGGCACAACUUUAACAACCCCUGUUGGCAGCAAUCAGGUAUUUCCAGGCAAGAUGUACUGAUUCUAGUUAUUUUUUAAGGGUUGAGAUAAAUUGUGUGUAUUUCCACAACUAGAGAAGCCGUGGUUCUAUAUUUAACAUUGGAGCUCUCUGCUGUGUUUCUUCUUUCACACCUCAAGCGGCAAUUUUUAUAUUUUAGGAAGUUCAGAAGCCUUUUUACUAACAAGAGAGAGAGAGAGAGAGAGAGAGAGAGCACUCCUUGCUUUGGAUAACUUGUAUGUUAUCCUAAAAUAAACAACACAUUUGGAGGGAUGAUUUUGAGCUGGAUCAGCCGUUGCUUCCCUAGAUUUUUAAAGGGGAAAAGCUGAAUGGAUCAGAGGGGAGAUGGCUAGUCGGGGCUGUGGAGUCAUCUCUUAAAGUCUUCUGCUCCUGUAUGUGUUUUCUUUUUAAAUUGAUUCUCUGGCUGUCCAGUCCUGUAUUGCCUUUUCUGCAUUGAGUCCAAAUGCUUUCUUGGUUUGGUCUGUAAAAGGAAUGGUUGUUGGAAGGUGUCCAGUGGUCUGUGGUUCGGAACACUUUUGUCAUACAAAGAAGGCAUUAUUUAAAUCCAGAAAAGGCGAGGUGUAUGCACCCCAGAUUCCACAGCAAACCACUCCCUGUGGGUCAUCCCCCUUGGAAAGAAGCUGCAGACAGACCCCCCCCCCCCACAAACAUUCCAGUGCCGCGUGAAGGGACACUUGUUGGGGAAAAGUCCUAGAUGCAUCGUUCAUUCUUUCUUUCACUCUCUCUUUUUUUUGGAAAGUGCAAAGUUCUUUGUGGUUUUGACACAAUCUGAAAACUGAUGUCUCAGCACAUCUUGCACUUUACAAUUUUUUUUGUUGUUAAGCAAAAAAAGUUAUAUAUAUAUAAGCCGUCCUGCUUUUGUGUGUGGUGUGACCAAUGAUGUGCCCAGGGCACUAAUAAUUAAAAAAAUAGUUGCUAGCAAGUUGUCAAAGAGCACGGUAGCAUUUUGAAAGUUUUGGCUAUUGCCUCACCAAGCGCCCCCCCAUGUGUCAGCCUCUUGCUGCUUCCCCGUCAACAACUUCGGUUUCUUUGUGAAUUGGAUUGCCCACGACAUCCUUCUUCAGUCACAUUCUCUGUUCUUUUUCCCAAUCAGUCUCUGCCACCAAACUCAUGAACGCUGUUUGAAAGGAAACGGUGGGUCUUGGUUUCAUGGCUAGUCGGGGGUUGAUAAUCCUGAGGAUUGUUUCUUUUUUGGAGUGGAACAUUUAUGGAAUUUGAACAAAGGAAAAAUAAAGGACUCUUAAUAAUUCCGUAUUCCCCAUCCAAUUUAUAUUGAAAGAAUACCCAGCAGACUGUCUAAUGCAGAACUUGUCUUAGUUGUGGAAUGAUGUGUAUAAAACAGGGGAAACUGGCGGGGGGAGGGGGGGGCGGCAAUUCAGCCCAGUUGGCAGAUUCUGGCGGGGUGUCAGCUGGCCUUUCCUUUUCUGUGUCCCUGGAAAUAAACUGCUUUUUCCUGUGCAAAACAUGAUCCCUCCCACCUUUCCAAAUGUCAUUUUCAAGAGUUGGCAAAAUCUUCCCCUUUUUUCUAGAGGGUAUUCUGAGACUGACAUGAACACAGGCAAUCGUCUUUUUCCCCCAUAAGGAAGACGUUGAGAUGGUCGUUGGAGAAAUUGCUCCCCCAGACUAGGAGUUAACUGAAGAUAUUGACACAAUUAAAUUUUAAAAAAAUCAGUAAAGGAAUGUAUAUAAUUUUGCUCUGUGUUUUACAGUAAGAUUCGUUGCUCUCAGACUGUGUAAAACAAAAUUUAUUCAUGUUUUCUGCAUAUUAAAACAAAUCUUAUUGUACCAAUUGGUAAACUAUUAAAUGCAUAUAAAACUA
Molecule: messenger RNA, 4900 nt
Organism: Sphaerodactylus townsendi
Lineage: Eukaryota; Metazoa; Chordata; Lepidosauria; Squamata; Sphaerodactylidae
Gene: PAFAH1B1
Product: platelet activating factor acetylhydrolase 1b regulatory subunit 1
Exons: 11
Coding region: 200-1432 (410 amino acids)
Biological process (GO): retrograde vesicle-mediated transport, Golgi to endoplasmic reticulum; intracellular protein transport; endoplasmic reticulum to Golgi vesicle-mediated transport
Cellular component (GO): COPI vesicle coat
Molecular function (GO): protein binding
Source: RefSeq, a predicted model, not a curated record